AUGGACCAAGCAGUCUCGACUUCUAGCCUGCUUUGCGCGUGCGCUGCGUACAUUCUGACCCUGCUUGUCGUAGAAAGAGUAAGGAGAUCUUCUCGACCUCCCACUCCUCCGGGACCAAAGGGAUAUCCCAUUGUGGGAAACAUCCUUGACGUCCCCUCGGAACGAAUCUGGGAGGGCUAUCACAAGUUAGCAAAGAGAUACGGUGACAUGGUCUAUCUCGAGGCCUUCGGACAGCCUAUCCUUGUGCUGUCGUCAUUCAAGAGGGUCAAUGACCUUUUCGAGAAGCGGUCCAACAUCUAUUCCGAUAGGCCACACUCCACGAUGAUCAACGAACUGAUGAAUUUUAAAGGAUUCUUGGGUCUUAUACCCUACGGAAGCUGGUGGAAACGACAUCGGAGGGCAUUUCAGCAGUCGGCCAAGCCGUUUGACUUGCCCAAACAUCACCCACUGAUGGUCAAAUAUUGCGGGAAAUUCCUCAAAGAUGUGUUGGCCAACCCGGAGGGAUGGAGCGAUAGUGUGAGACAGGUUUUCAGUGGCAUGACAGUAGAAUUGACAUAUGGAGUCGAAACCGAUUCGCCCGACGACCCUUUCGUGAGGGACAUUGUGGAGGUCGCAGAGGGUUUCAGCAUGGCUGCACUCCCAGGACGAUGGCUUGUGGACACCUUCCCAAGCCUCAAGUAUGUGCCGAGUUGGCUCCCUGGGGCGGGAUUCAAAAGGUUUGCUGAACACUUCAAAGUACUCCAUGAAAGAUCCAGAAACGAAAGCUUUGACCACGUCCUUCGUGCAAUGAAAAAUGGCACUAGUGUACCGUGCAUGGUGACCUCCCUUGUAAACGCCUUUCCACAUCCAGAUGAUCCGCGCAGAGGGGAAGAAGAGGAGAUUGCCCGCAACAUAGCUGCGGUGACCCAUGCCGGUAGGUAUUUCUCUGCACAAGGUCAUGGAGAACCGCAACGUCACAGUUCUGAACGCAUACGUCAACCACCAGCCGGAACAGACACAACCCUGGGAUCUGCAUUGACUUUCUACUUGCUCAUGGCUCUUCAUCCGGACAUCCAACGGAACGCCCAAGAAGAACUGGACCAAGUUGUCGGACCUAGAAGAUUGCCAGACUUUGAAGACCGCGACAAACUAGUCUAUUGCAACGCAGUCCUCAAAGAACUGAUGAGGUAUCACCAGGACGACAUCUACGAUGGCUACUUCAUUCCGAAAGGAACCAUCGUUAUGGCGAACUCAUGGCACAUACUGCAUGACCAAGAACUGUACGAAGACCCAUGGUCAUUCAAGCCAGAGCGUUACAUCAAGGACGGGAAGAUCGACACUGCUGUUCUAGAUGCGUCAUCUGCUACGUUCGGAUUCGGUCGAAGGGAUACCCACUGA
Messenger RNA from Coprinopsis cinerea okayama7#130, 1377 nucleotides. Its product is annotated as cytochrome P450. Gene Ontology annotation, molecular function: oxidoreductase activity, acting on paired donors, with incorporation or reduction of molecular oxygen; iron ion binding; heme binding. The transcript has 9 exons. Bases 1 to 1377 code for a protein of 458 amino acids. The record is from RefSeq and is a predicted model, not a curated record. Lineage: Eukaryota; Fungi; Basidiomycota; Agaricomycetes; Agaricales; Psathyrellaceae.